Messenger RNA from Macadamia integrifolia, 1017 nucleotides. RefSeq names its product disease resistance protein RPV1-like. The transcript is spliced from 3 exons. Bases 214 to 1014 code for a protein of 266 amino acids. The record is from RefSeq and is a predicted model, not a curated record. Gene Ontology annotation, molecular function: protein binding. NCBI's taxonomy places the organism in Eukaryota, Viridiplantae, Streptophyta, Magnoliopsida, Proteales, Proteaceae.
GCUUCGAAUGAAUGACAUACUCCAAGACAUGGGAAGGGAAAUUGUUCGCAAAGAGUCUCCGAAUGAGCCCGGAAAACGUAGCAGAUUGUGGCUUCAUGAAGACGCAUAUGAUGCACUGUCGAAAAAUGCAGGAACAGUAGUAGUUGAAGGAAUGGUCUUAAACUUCAACCAACCAAAAAAAAUGUAUGUUUGAGUAUUGAAGCAUUUACAAAAAUGGAAAGAUUACGGUUGCUCCAAGCUCAUCAUUUUCCUGAACCUUUAUUAAAUGAUUCGAUCUCUUUUAUGGGGAAGAAACUUCUGUUCAAGAAGUUAAGAUGGCUAUGUUGGCCUGGAUUCCCUUUAAGAUCUAUUCCAAACAAUUUUCAUCUGGAGAACCUUGUUGUUCUUGACAUACAAUAUAGCAAUCUCGUGCAAGUCUGGAAGGGAAGCAAGCCAGAGUAUCUUGGAAAGCUGAAAGUCCUUAAUCUCGACCAUUGCCUUGACCUAACCAAAACCCCCAACUUCUUGGGACUCCCUAGCCUUGAGAUAUUGACACUUGAAGGUUGUACAAGUUUGGUGGAAGUUCACAAAUCCAUUGGAAAAUUAAACAACCUUCUCAUUUUGAAUCUAAAAGGUUGUACAAAUCUUCAGAGACUCCCAAGAAGCAUUUGGAAUUUGAAAUCUCUAGAGAGUCUUAUUCUUUCUGGUUGUUCAAAAAUCAAUGAACUGCCAGAGGAACUGGGAAAUAUGGAAAGUUUAACAGAGCUUCUUGCUGAUGCAACUGCCAUAAGGAAACUGCCCAUUUCCUUUGGGCUUUUGCAUAACCUCAGAAGCUUUUCUUUGAGUGGAUGUAAAGGAUCGCCAUCAAAAUCAUGUAAUUCAUUUAUUUGUUCUGUGGGAGAACCAAGAAGGGAUGAUGCCAUUACAUCUUUGCGGGCUUCUUUCUCUGGUUUACUCUUCUUAACAUGCUUGAGUCUUAGGGACUGCAACCUAUCUGUUAUGCUUCCCAAUGAUCUUGAGAGUUUAUCCUCGUAACAA